GGCUAACUGAUGCAUUUGUGUACAUUUUGUCUCGUUCUUGACUGAUAGAGGAGCCCCGUCGAAUAUCGAGAUAUCGAAUCGAGCCUGUUGCGUUGCAAAUGCUCGAUCCUGCUUGAAAAUACUGCAGUGCCUCUGCAGGGCCUCCGCAGUUCCGGCGCAGCGCGGAACGGAUGCUGGAGCCUGGUGUAACUAGGUCGGGAGCGAGUCGCAGUGUCCUGCAGUAAACUUGUAAGGGUAUCGAUUUUUAUGUUCUUAGUGUCUGUUUCGUUAGUUUAAGUGUCGUGUCAUGGGAAUAUUUGUGCAUGGGAUGUUUCUAUAGAGCAAGACAGAUCCACACAGAGUGAAUUGGAAGGUUAGAAGAUGACCAAGGAUAGAUUAGCAGCUCUAAAAGCAGCACAGAGUGACGAGGAAGAUGAUUUCCCCGAAGAUCAUGCUGUGGACAUGGAAGGGCGGGACGGGUUCAUGGACGAGUUUUUUGCAGAAGUGGAGGAGAUCCGGGGGAUGAUAGACAAAAUCGAGGCGAGCGUCGAAGAAGUGAAGAAGAAGCACAGCGACAUCCUCUCCGCGCCCCAGACAGACGAGAAGGUUAAACAAGAACUGGAAGACUUAAUGGCAGAUAUUAAAAAAAUAUCCUUCAAAGUCCGAACAAAAUUGAAAGCCAUCGAGACCAGCAUCGAGCAAGACGAGCCCUCGGCCCGAUCGGCGGCCGACCUGCGGAUACGCAAGACGCAGCACUCCACUCUGUCGCGCAAGUUCGUCGAAGUGAUGACGGAGUACAACCGCACGCAAACGGACUACCGCGAGCGGUAUGAACAACUUGAAGAAAUGCUUGACCAGGGAAAUCCUGCUGUACUUACACAAGGAAUUGUCAUGGACACACAGCAAGCCAAACAGACCCUAGCAGACAUUGAAGCACGUCAUGCAGAUAUUGUGAAGUUAGAGAACUCUAUUAGGGAACUCCAUGACAUGUUCAUGGACAUGGCUGUGUUAGUUGAGAGUCAGGGAGAAAUGAUAGAUCGAAUUGAGUACAAUGUGGAGCAUGCAGUGGAUUAUGUAGAAACUGCUACGCAAGAUACAAAGAAAGCUCUUAAGUAUCAAAGCAAAGCCCGGCGGUCUCUUUUAUUCUGUGUGGCAUCAAAAGGAGAACACUUGAAAAGUGUAUAAACAAUACACUAUUUAUUUAAGUAAUACUUGAAGUGAUGGUGAAUUUUGUAAGUACUGUCUCCGAACUUGUUCUGAGGGUUCUAAACUGAAGAGCUCUAAGGAAAAGCUGUCCCUGGAAGGAUAAUUAACCUAAUGUACAGUUAGAGGCACGAACUCUGAACUAUGGAUUUAAUCGUCAUAGAAAGAAGAUCAUGAUGGUGAUCUGUCUGACAGUACUUGGUGUUAUACUAGUCAGCAUGAUCGCCAGCUACCUUGGGUUCUGAAGAGGCAGCAAAUAUGGCUGCUUCGAUGCUGACUGUGGCCUGGUCUCCACAGCUGUGCAGCAGCUGCUGGCUUCAGCACUGUGCAUGCGCACACUUUUCUCCACGUUCAGACUCGUUUUAUGACCCCUUUUUAAUUAGCAGUUAAGGAAAGCACAUUUUAAGAUGCCAGUUGCCUAUAUUUCCAAGUGCAGUGUGAGCCAUGAGAUGAUGUUUUCGUGGAAUUGAUUUGCAUGGCAUGUGCACAACUAUUUUUUAUGUUUCUUGUCCUGGGAACUAUUAUUUUUUAUUCUGAUGUUGUCAAACUAUCUAUUCGAGUAAGUCCAUAAUUUUUACUGCUUUGCAGUGAAAUUAUGUAGGAUGUUGAUUCCAGAAUUGUUACAUUAAAGUAGCCUUCCUUCCCCGUCAUUCCUGUUCCAUUCUUAUCCCUUUCCCCUAUUACUAGAGAGGUAUAUGUGCUUUAGACUGAAUAUGUAGAUCCUUUUAACAACAAAAAUAGCAAAAAAAGAGAAUAAUUAAUAUUAAGACACAAAUGUAGGGAAAUAAAGAAGAAGGAAAUGGGAAUUGUUGCAGUUUGCAGAGCUAUUGUUACAUAAAAUACAAUUAUCCAAUGCAAUAACUUACAAUUAGAAUGUUAAUGUGAUUUUUGCCUCUAAAAUUUUUGUGUCAUCUUUAAUCGAAGAAAUCAGGUAUUCCGAAAAAAAAAACAGUUGUAUGCAUGUCUCUUGACAGUUGUGCAUUCACUUAAGAAAGCUACAGCCUAUCUGAGAAAAUAUUUCUGCAUGGAGAUUUGAAAGAGAAUGAUACAUUCAGUGCUUUUUCACUCAACAUACAUUGUUCAUCUUAAACGCUACAUGUGUCACAUUGUUCCAUCAUUAUUCUAGAAAGUGUGCAUGUGAGGGGCAUGCAGUUGUAAUGUUUACAAGGCAAUGUGGAAUCCACAAGCUCUUUUGCAAAUAUCUUGAUAUUGUUAGUGGUAGUCUUCAAAUUUUAUAUUCUGAGUAGUAUAUUAAUAUAUAUUUGCUCACUGUGCAGUGUGCAGUUGUUCAUAGAAGGCAUGGACACUGCAUAAAUAGCAUGCCAAACUUUUGUUGUUUAAUUGUAUGGGUAAUAAAUGAGAGUAUGUGACCGGUGACUUGAGAUGCGAAGGUUAGGGGACAGCACUGAGCUAUGGGUCCUCACUCUGCUCGGUUAUUUCUGUGUGUUCAUAAAAAUAUUAACAUUUCCUAUAAUUUAUAACCUGUUCAUAUCAAAAAGACAAUUUAAAAAAAUUAUUGAUAUUAGAUAUGAAAUAUAUAAAAAAUUCAAAUGUAUGCCCACAUUAAAUACUACAAGGAAAGAUUGCAGUGAAUUUGUUGGGUGGUUUGGGGAAUACUCUGUGGGUAUAUACUGUUUGCUUCUUUGAGAGAAAAAAAAGAAAAGAAAAAGGAUUUUCAUCAAGUGAUCAAAACUCCAAAAUACUCGC
Gryllus bimaculatus (two-spotted cricket) is the source of this 2889-nucleotide messenger RNA. Lineage: Eukaryota; Metazoa; Arthropoda; Insecta; Orthoptera; Gryllidae. The record is from the annotation of a GenBank genome assembly.